Coniosporium apollinis CBS 100218 is the source of this 1983-nucleotide messenger RNA. RefSeq lists its product as uncharacterized. The record is from RefSeq and is a predicted model, not a curated record. Bases 1 to 1983 code for a protein of 660 amino acids. Gene Ontology annotation, biological process: GPI anchor biosynthetic process. The transcript has 2 exons. Gene Ontology annotation, cellular component: endoplasmic reticulum. Gene Ontology annotation, molecular function: hydrolase activity. NCBI's taxonomy places the organism in Eukaryota, Fungi, Ascomycota, Dothideomycetes.
AUGACCCCCUAUCAUGAUGGGCUUCGUUCGACACGGAAUCACUAUCAUGACCCCCCGGGCCUGAUUGAGCGUGUAACUAGCACUGUCUCCACAAUCAAUAUCCCGGUCAAGCCCCCAAGAGGAUGGAGCUGGAAGCGUGUCUUGACGCUGGUCAACUUCUUGAGCUUGUUCUGGGUAUUUGCUCUGUACCGAGGGGAGCGGACAAUAUUCCGGAAGGCAAUAGAUGCAUGCGAUUGGGACACUUGGGAGAACUGGCCCCAAGAUGCAGUGCCGCAUCACCUUGUCUUCAUAGCCGACCCUCAACUCGUUGACCCUCAUACCUACCCUGGCCGUCCCUGGCCGCUGUCAACCUUGACGGUUUCGUACACCGACCAAUACCUCCGUCGCGCCUUUUCGAAGAUUACCAAGGACUUAUACCCAGAUACAGUGAUAUUUCUCGGCGAUCUGUUUGACGGGGGACGGGAGUGGUCUACACCAAGCAGCGCGAGUCCGGAGAAGCAGUACAAGAAAUACGGUGAUCGUUUCUGGCAGCGCGAGUACACAAGAUUCGGGAGCAUCUUCUUCGAUCAAUGGAACAAUGCAAGACAUGCCACAAGGGCAGGGCAGGACGGACGCAAGAUGAUGGCAGGUCUGCCAGGUAAUCACGAUCUCGGCUUUGCGACUGGCAUUCAGAAGCCCGUGAGGAAUAGGUUCAACGCAUACUUCGGAGAUGGCAAUAGGAUUGACGUAAUCGCGAACCAUACGUUCGUUUCAGUGGACAGCGUGUCCCUGAGCGCCCAAGGUCUGGAAGAUGGAAACAUUGGAGAUAUCUCAAGACCGGUGGUAGAUUUCCUUAACAGCGCACACGCAGAAAAGAGGCGCGCUAUAACACGACAUCUACGAACGCAGAAUGGUCUGAUGCCGGACAGUCCCUAUGACCACAGAAUAUUUGAAGGCCGAGAGCUCGGUCACCCUGUUCCAACCACAAAGGAAGACAACAACGACUUUCCGACCAUCCUCCUCACCCAUGUACCCUUGUACAGAGACCCCGGAACGCCCUGCGGUCCGUUAAGGGAACAUUGGCCGCCGACUCGUCCGCCCAAUGGAAAGGGUGAGCCACCCGAAAGGGACGACCGUAACGCAAUCGCAGUACAAGGCGGUUACCAGUACCAGAACGUUCUGACCCGAGAAAUCUUGAAGGAGAUUGCUGUCAGCGUCGGCAACAUAGCCUACGCCUUCUCUGGGGACGAUCACGAUUAUUGCGACGUUGUCCACCGAGGUUAUCCUUCCGCAGGCGGCGGCAUACGCGAAAUCACUGUCAAAUCAAUGUCGUGGGCCAUGGGUGUCCGCAAGCCUGGCUUCGUCAUGCUGAGCAUGUGGAACCCAGUCGAUCGUCAUGGCAAUCGCGUCGAUGCUCAAAAGAAUGCUGGGAAGCCCACCAUACAGACGCAUCUUUGUCUCCUUCCGGAUCAACUGGGCCUAUUCAUCCGCUACGCUCUCUACUUUGGCAUAACUCUGUUGCUCCUGGUAUCAAGAGCUGCCCUUUGCGCCAUUGGUUUCUUCAAGUCCGCCGGAUCGGGUGACGAUCCUGUAUUGCCAAUGACAGAGAUUGUUUCAUCUGCAGAGACCGAGAAGGCCGAAGGCUAUCGAGCCCACACUCGAAAAGGAUCCUCGUCAGACGAGGCAUCGUCAAACUCUUCUGUUUCCUCCAACCGUACCAAUCUCUCUGUGCGGUCAGCUAGUGCUCGUACCCGCAGUAUAAGUCCUGGCGGCUACGGCCUGCCUCCGUCGCAGUCUAAGUACAGCUUACCCCGAGGCAGCAACGCCGCAUACCAUGGGCCUGCGGAGGACAAGUAUGACGAGUGGGGGAUGAGCACGCGCGUCAAGCGGAGGCCUAAGAAGCUGAAGGGCUUCGCGUUGUUCAGCGAGGAGUUGAAGAAGAGCGUGCUGCGCGUAGCCCUCGUUGCUUUACCGUGGUAUUUCUGGUUAAUAUGGGUUUGGUGA